AUGCAGACAACAUGCCUGAUCACCGGACCGGGAUGGGCUCAAGCAGGAAUCUAUCUUACCCUCUAUAUUGUGAUCAAGCAAAUUGGUCGCCAUGUCUCGCCCUUUCCCCCCAAGACAUACCUAGCCAUCUGCUUUUGUAUCGACGUGACUUGCUUGACUACCCAGGCUGUCGGCGGAGGGUUAGCAGGCGCGGCCUACAACAACAACACAUCUACACAGCCAGGAACAACCACGAUGGUAGUCGGCAUUAUCACUCAGCUAGCAGCCGCUGUUCUUUUCUCUCUCCUUGUCGGGUUCGUCAUGUAUAGAGGCGCCAAGGAGCUCCGUGAAAACCACCCUCUCUUCUUUAUGACCAGCGCAACUGCUUUCGCUACUAUGAUGAUGAUCAUGCGGAAUGUUUAUCGAGCCAUUGAGCUGACCGAGGGCUGGAGGGGGUAUCUCAUCACACAUGAGAAAUAUGUUCUUGCGCUGGAUGCGCUCCCGAUGGUCUUGGCGAUGGGUAUAUAUGUUAUUUUUAACCCUGGGGCGCAAUUUGAGACUCGGGGUAUGACGGAGCGGCAGGAGGUUGGGGAGCAUGAUCUAGCUAGGAAGAACCCGGUCCAGAGGUACUUAAAUUUUUGA
This is a messenger RNA of Aspergillus melleus, 621 nucleotides long. RefSeq lists its product as uncharacterized. NCBI's taxonomy places the organism in Eukaryota, Fungi, Ascomycota, Eurotiomycetes, Eurotiales, Aspergillaceae. Bases 1 to 621 code for a protein of 206 amino acids. Gene Ontology annotation, cellular component: plasma membrane; fungal-type vacuole. The record is from RefSeq and is a predicted model, not a curated record. The transcript has 2 exons.